Messenger RNA from Abrus precatorius (Indian licorice), 1541 nucleotides. RefSeq names its product 5'-nucleotidase SurE. The transcript has 11 exons. The record is from RefSeq and is a predicted model, not a curated record. Lineage: Eukaryota; Viridiplantae; Streptophyta; Magnoliopsida; Fabales; Fabaceae. Gene Ontology annotation, molecular function: nucleotidase activity. Bases 103 to 1242 code for a protein of 379 amino acids.
CUGACUGUGUUGUGUUUCCACGUAAACGGCGUUAGAAGCGGGUUUUUCAAUCUUCCUAACUUUCAAUUCCUCGUCGUUUCGGCGCAACGACGUCGUUGCAAGAUGAUGCCACCGGGCCUCGUUUCCAAUCUGCAAGAAGCGCUUCUCAACAGAAAAGGGGCCCAACAACAACAACAAGAAGAAGAAAAACAAGAACACGACCAAUCCAACGACAAUGCCGCACAAUCCACCGGGGAUUCUGUCGAAUUCGAUGCUUCCAAGCCUAUUGUGUUGGUUACCAAUAGCGAUGGCGUUGAAUCCCCUGGCCUCACGCACCUCGUUGAAGCUCUCGUUCAACAAGGCCUCUACAAUGUCCAUGUUUGCGUUCCUCAAUCGGACAAAUCGGUUUCGGGGCACUCUGUUACUCUACGAGAAACUGUGGAAGCUGCUUCUGCCAAAAUUAAUGGUGCUAUGGCCUUUGAGAUUUCAGGAACUCCCGUGGAUUGUGUUUCGCUAGCAUUGUCUGGAGCAUUGUUUUCGUGGUCAAAGCCCAUGCUGGUUAUUAGUGGGAUUAACCGGGGAUUGAGCUGUGGUCAUCUCAUGUUCUACUCAGGGGUUGUUGCUGGGGCGAGGGAGGCAUUAUUAUGUGGUGUACCAUCAUUAUCAAUAUCAUUAAACUGGAAGAAGGACGAAAGUCAAGAAACUGAUUUCAAGGAUGCAGCAUCAGUCUGUUUACCAUUAAUAAACGCAGCUAUUAGGGAUGUUGAAAAGGGAACUUUUCCCAAAAGCUGCUUUCUAAAUAUAGAAAUUCCCACGUCACCUUCGAGUAACAAGGGCUUCAAAUUGACCAAACAAAGUAUGUGGAGAUCCACUCCAAACUGGCUUGCUGUUUCAACUAGCCGCUAUCCAACUGGUCAUUUCUUGGCCAAUCAACAAGGAGGCCUUGGUCUUCAGUUUGCGCAGCUUGGCCGAGAUGCAUCCGCAGCUGGUGCAGCUCGACGGUUGGCUACUCAGAAAAAGAAUUUGGAAGUUAUUGAAUCAAUUGGAGCUGCAGGAAAACCUGAUUCCAACAGGGUCAAGAAGUACUUCAGACUAGAGUUUUUGGACAAUAAGCAGGAAGAAACAGAUGAUGAUCUGGAUUACAGGGCAGUUGAAAGCGGAUAUGUUGCAGUGACUCCACUUUCUCUUUCUCCCCAUGUUGAAACUGAUAUUCAAAUGGCAGCUUCUGAUUGGAUCUCUGCUGCACUUCCUGGCGAACAAUAAAAUAUAAAUUCAGUAUGAUUGUGUACAUUUGAGAUUUAUGAUGAUUCUUUCUUUUCUUUUUUCUUCCUUAAAGCAAAGAUGGAGCGGAAGCGGUAGUCACACCAAUUCAAUAGUGGAUUUCAAUUUGUACUAUUUUUCCUUUUGUUUUACAUUUUUUUUGUUCCCUUCUUCAUUGUUUCAGUCCCUUUGGUCACUUAGUUAUUUCUGAUUUGAAGCAAAUGCUUCUUGUAAUUUCCUGGGCAUAUUUUAGAAAAAUGCCAUUUCGUAUGUUUGUAAUGUCUAUUACUAGCAAAAGCACU